Stylophora pistillata is the source of this 1768-nucleotide messenger RNA. Its product is annotated as max-like protein X. Gene Ontology annotation, molecular function: protein dimerization activity; DNA-binding transcription factor activity, RNA polymerase II-specific; RNA polymerase II cis-regulatory region sequence-specific DNA binding. Lineage: Eukaryota; Metazoa; Cnidaria; Anthozoa; Scleractinia; Pocilloporidae. Gene Ontology annotation, cellular component: nucleus. Gene Ontology annotation, biological process: regulation of transcription by RNA polymerase II. The record is from RefSeq and is a predicted model, not a curated record.
AACCUCCGCUCACAUACGGGAAAUGAAAAUCACAUCCGAGAAGUGGUCGGAAAGAGGAUUCAAAAUGGCUGAGGAUGAAGAUUGGACUACGAAUCACCAGCUUGUGACGGUUAUUCCAGGGGGUGCCGACCAGCUUUAUGAUGACCCAGGUGACGUAACUGAUGUCAAGUCUGAGCCAGCCAGCCCCGAAGAGGAUACAUCAAGGACACACUUUGAUUCCCCAGAUGAAGAAGCAGAUUUGACGGUUGCCAAAGAACAGAGGCGUUUUGCACACAGUGCAGCAGAGCAGAAAAGGAGGGAUGCCAUAAGAAAAGGUUAUGAUGACCUACAGACGAUUGUACCAACCUGCCAUCAACCAAACAAUGCAGCAUCUAUGCAGAAGCUGAGCAAGGCAAUCAUUCUACAAAAAUCAAUUGAAUAUAUUAUGUACUUGCAUCAACAAAGAAAGAAACAAGAAGAGGAACUGGAGGCACUCAGGAAAGAAGUGAUGGCCUUAAAGAUCAUGAAGACGAAUUAUGAGCAAAUAGCAAAAGCACACCAGAAUCAGCCAGCACAGGGACAGAAAACAGUACCAGACCAAGCCAAAUUCACUGUGUUCCGACAGAUCAUGGAAUCACAAUUCGUGACGUUUAAUGCCUCUGUCAAUGUAACGAAUUUUGAAGCCUUGUCAGCAUGUAUAUUCAGCUGGCUGGAAGAAUACUGCAAACCUCAGUAUCUACAAGAGAUUGUUGUCAAUGCUCUAAAAAGUCUGAACAACCAAGGACUACUGCAGCAGUAAAUAUGCGUGAUAUAAACCCAGAAAUACCAGUGUGAAAAUUUUGGUUUGUAUGACAUUGGUAGAAUUAAUCUAAGAUCUUGUGUGAAAAACUCUCCUUUGAGGAAGGGAGUACCCUGAAGCCUGAAGUGCAAUAUGAAGACGAAGCUGCAAAGGAAGGCCCUAGGACUCAGACAUAAAGUUAAGCCUGUCAAGAGUGUGAUGCAGAAGUGUGUGCCUUACUCAGUUUUUCAACAAGCCAAAGGCAUUAUCCAAUAAACUCUAUUGGAGCUACACAGUUUUAUCUCUUGCAGUAGUAUCAGCAAAGAAGAAACUCUACCUCUUGCUGUAGAUCACUGGUUCUGGUCCCAGUAGGGUUGUAGGCCCAACCAUGCUAGUCUCAUAACCCAAGUUGUGUAAAGUGUUUUAAAUUAUACAAGUGUGUGCUUGAAGCUAAGGAUACAAGUUUUGGAAAGUUUCCACAUGUAACUAAUUAAUUUUUACAAGGAUUCUUUGAGAGGUAGAGUGAUGUGGUCACCAAGGUUAGGUUUUCUGGUAGCAUCAGAUGGCCAAAAAUGAAAAAAGAUAUGUUUUUAACUCCUUUUGGCCUUAAAUUGGGUUUAAAUCUCAAUCACUUGGGUCUUAAUUUAGCUGAGAUUUUGUGUAAUGCAGAAAGUUAUAAAUGAUGUUAACAAUCGAAAAAUCCCCAUAAAAAUUUUAGCUAUUCAGAUUCAGCCAGAGUGUACAUCAGUCUGUCUAACAUCUUUGAGGGCUACUGGCUGUUUUCCACUUGCUAGUGUUUUUCAUUGCCUUUUGCAUAGUCAGUUAACUUACCAUUCAAGAUUGGAAGUUAUUCAGUAAUAAUGUUUAAGAGAAAGUCAUUUUGCUUUAGCUGUUGUUGCUGUGACUGAGAAUAGCCUUGAUUACAGUGCUUGGUGGUUUUGCAAAGUGUUAACAAAAAAAUUAUUAUUAUGAGUAUAAAUAAUAAAGCGUUAUCAUUCGUUUAACAAUGAA